Peromyscus eremicus (cactus mouse) is the source of this 6028-nucleotide messenger RNA. It is a transcript of the gene Xpr1, whose product is annotated as xenotropic and polytropic retrovirus receptor 1. Gene Ontology annotation, molecular function: inositol hexakisphosphate binding. Gene Ontology annotation, cellular component: plasma membrane; cytoplasm; Golgi apparatus. The record is from RefSeq and is a predicted model, not a curated record. NCBI's taxonomy places the organism in Eukaryota, Metazoa, Chordata, Mammalia, Rodentia, Cricetidae. Gene Ontology annotation, biological process: phosphate ion transport; cellular response to phosphate starvation. Bases 176 to 2266 code for a protein of 696 amino acids. The transcript is spliced from 15 exons.
GAGGAGGAAGAUGGCGGGAGGGCGGCUCUGAGGAGACCUCGGCGGCGGCGGAGGAGGAGAGAAGCGCAGCUCCGCGCAGCGCCGGGGCCCAUGUGGGGAGGAGUCGGAGUCGCUGUUGCCGCCGCCGCCGCCUGUAGCUGCCGGAGCCGGGUGGGAGUGAGGGGGACACGGCAGGAUGAAGUUCGCCGAGCACCUCUCCGCGCACAUCACUCCCGAGUGGAGGAAGCAGUACAUCCAGUAUGAGGCAUUCAAGGAUAUGCUGUAUUCAGCUCAGGACCAGGCACCUUCUGUCGAAGUUACAGAUGAGGAUACAGUUAAGAGAUAUUUUGCCAAGUUUGAAGAAAAGUUUUUCCAAACCUGUGAAAAGGAACUUGCCAAAAUCAACACAUUUUAUUCAGAGAAGCUGGCAGAGGCUCAGCGCAGGUUUGCUACACUUCAGAAUGAGCUUCAGUCAUCACUGGAUGCGCAGAAAGAAAGCAUUGGUGUCACUACAUUGCGACAACGCAGAAAGCCAGUCUUCCAUCUGUCCCACGAGGAGCGCGUCCAACAUAGGAAUAUUAAAGACCUUAAGCUGGCCUUCAGCGAGUUCUACCUCAGCCUCAUCCUGCUGCAGAACUACCAGAAUCUGAAUUUUACAGGGUUUCGAAAAAUCCUUAAAAAGCAUGACAAGAUCCUGGAAACAUGUCGUGGAGCAGAUUGGCGAGUGGCUCAUGUAGAGGUGGCCCCAUUUUAUACAUGCAAGAAAAUCAACCAGCUCAUUUCUGAGACUGAGGCUGUAGUAACCAAUGAACUUGAAGAUGGUGACAGACAAAAGGCUAUGAAGCGAUUACGUGUCCCCCCUUUGGGAGCUGCUCAGCCUGCGCCAGCAUGGACUACUUUUCGAGUUGGCCUAUUUUGUGGGAUAUUCAUUGUGUUGAAUAUCACCCUUGUGCUUGCAGCUGUAUUUAAACUUGAAACAGAUAGAAGUGUAUGGCCCUUGAUAAGAAUCUAUCGGGGUGGCUUUCUUCUGAUUGAAUUCCUUUUUCUACUGGGCAUCAACACGUAUGGUUGGAGACAGGCUGGAGUAAAUCAUGUCCUCAUCUUUGAACUUAAUCCAAGAAACAAUUUGUCUCAUCAGCAUCUCUUUGAGAUUGCUGGAUUCCUGGGGAUAUUAUGGUGCCUGAGCCUUCUGGCAUGCUUUUUCGCUCCAGUUAGUAUCAUCCCUAUCUAUGUGUACCCACUUGCCCUUUAUGGAUUUAUGGUCUUCUUUCUUAUCAACCCCACCAAAACUUUCUACUAUAAAUCCAGAUUUUGGCUGCUUAAACUUCUGUUUCGAGUAUUUACAGCUCCCUUCCAUAAGGUAGGCUUUGCUGAUUUCUGGCUGGCCGAUCAGCUGAACAGCCUGUCAGUGAUACUCAUGGACCUGGAAUAUAUGAUCUGCUUCUACAGUUUUGAGCUCAAAUGGGAUGAGAAUAAGGGCCUGUUGCCAAGUAAUCCACAAGAACCAGAAUUUUGCCACAAAUACACAUAUGGUUUGCGAGCCGUUGUUCAGUGCAUUCCUGCUUGGCUUCGCUUCAUCCAGUGCCUGCGCCGGUACCGGGACACGAAAAGGGCCUUUCCUCAUUUAGUAAAUGCUGGCAAAUACUCCACCACUUUCUUCACCGUGACCUUUGCAGCCCUCUACAGCACGCACAAAGAGCGACAGCACUCAGACACCGUGGUGUUCUUCUACCUGUGGGUUGUCUUCUGUGUCAUCAGUUCCUGUUAUACCCUCAUCUGGGAUCUCAAGAUGGACUGGGGUCUCUUCGACAAGAAUGCAGGAGAAAACACUUUCCUUCGGGAAGAGAUUGUCUACCCGCAAAAAGCCUACUACUACUGUGCCAUCAUAGAAGAUGUGAUACUGCGCUUUGCUUGGACUAUCCAAAUCUCUAUUACUGCUACGAAUUUUCAGCCUCACGUUGGGGACAUCAUUGCUACUGUCUUUGCCCCCCUUGAGGUUUUCCGGCGAUUCGUAUGGAACUUCUUCCGCCUGGAGAAUGAGCAUCUAAAUAACUGUGGUGAAUUCCGUGCCGUGCGGGACAUCUCUGUGGCCCCCCUGAAUGCAGAUGAUCAGACACUCCUUGAGCAGAUGAUGGACCAGGAUGAUGGGGUGCGAAACCGCCAGAAGAAUCGGUCAUGGAAGUACAACCAGAGCAUAUCCCUGCGCCGGCCUCGCCUCGCGUCCCAAUCCAAGGCUCGAGACACUAAGGUGUUGAUAGAAGACACAGAUGAUGAAGCGAACACUUGAAUUCCCUGAAGUCUACAUUAACAUCCUUGGUUUCCUACUCUACAAUUCUUCCCUUGACCAACGCAACCUCCAGCACCUUUUUCCAGCUGAGAACAGGAGAACACAGAACACGUUCCCGGGCUCUUCAGAUCGGGUCCUAUGGACUCCGAGCAAGCUCACUGUGUUUCUUUUCUUUUCUUCUGGUUUAGUCUUCAUUUUUCUAUUUUGAAAACAAAUACUUCAUUUUGCCAAUCAGAGGAUGUUUUAAGGAACAAAAACCUAAUAUCUUAUGGAUUGUUUACAAUCACAAAGACACAGAUGCCCAUCAGGAUGAAGAACAGGCAUUGGAAGGAGGCCUCUGAUGGACGGCAUGGACAUAACUCAGCUUCCGCCUGGCCCGGUUUUGACUGUUGGAAACCGGACACUGGUUUUUAAAUUUUCUGUCAGUUUCUGUGGAGAGUUCUUUCCCUUCCUCCCUAGCCAGCGUAGAGGCACUGGCAGCACCCUCCUCCACGAAGCUUUUUAAUUUGACGUGGGUUUUCUCAUUUGGGGAGGGGUUCGGGUGGUGGGGAAUAUGACGUAUUCGUUACCUGUGGUCUUCUCAUUAUUUAUGAAACUUAACCAUAAACCUAUGAAGGGAGCAGGAGAAACUAAGGUCAGAUUGCAUUUGGGGGUCGAGCCCACAUACCUCUUACGGGAAACAACUUGUACCAGUUUGACUUUCCCUUUUUCGUUUUAACUUUAAGCCAAAGUUUUAUUGCUAAAUUUUAAGUUGCUGCUCUAGAGUCCCGAUCGUCCCUGUCAUGACCUGGCAUCCCACUUGCUUCCAGCUGGUAGACAUUCAGAGAAGAGGUUCUGAUAGUUGUGUCUUUAGGACCUGCUACAGGAUCCAUUCUCCCAUAUUCCAGACACAGCAAUGAGGUUCUGCCAUGUGCUUCUGCAUGUAAGAGAAGUGUAGUCUGAGUCUCACGGGCUGAAUGGAAAGACAGGCCUAUUUCAGACUCUUCACGCCUUUAUUAAAUAUUUCCCUGUCUUGUCCCAUCUGCUUUAGCCAGAAUUUGAUCAAAUUCAAAGUCUUUUGUGGGGACUGUACUUUUGAGCAUGUAGAACAAAUCCUUCAUCCUUCAAAUUGCAUUGACAAAGACCGUGGCAGCCAUUUUUUAAGCCCAGCAGUAUUAAAAGGUAAAUGUUGGAUUUUAUGACCUCCCACUAUAGAAACCUGUUUUUAAAUUUGGGACCUCUAAACCUGGCCAUACUUUUAAAACUCUAUUUCUUAGAAAUGUCAGGUUAUAAAUACCCAUUUUUACUUCUUUAUCUCCUUCCGUCUUCCUAAAUUCUCUAGAGAAACCUAAAAACAUACAACAUUGACUUACUUGAAAAUGGCCGGUAUCAAAUUUAGUGUUCUUCAGGACUAGGGGUAUAGAUCAUUGGGAGUAGUGAUUGCCUAGAAGACCUUGGGUUUUCUCUCCGUCUUGGGGGCGGGGGGGGGCAUUAUUUAAUAAAAUUAAUAAAAAUACCAGGAAAAAGUCAAGUCUGCAUUAAUGCCCCUUCCCUUCAGAUCUAGAUGAAAGUCCCACAUAGGAGAGUCAUCAGAGUCCAUGCACUUACGCCCUUUUCACAUUAACUUUAGACAGAGAAACAGUGGAUAGGAAGAUGGCAUUUUUUAAACACUUGCUUUGUUUUAAAAUCGUGGCUCCUGCCCUUGAACUCCCCUCUUGUCAUUAGCCCACCUGUGUACCAUAACCUUUACUCAUUAAAGUUACUGCACUACUAAAAUUCUACCAGUUAACUCCUCAACUUCCCUCUAGAGUUUUUCAUUUUUAUUCUGACAAGGUUCCAAUUUUUUUUCCUUCUGAAUUGAGAUUUUAACACAUACACACCCUUGAACGCACACACGGUGUUGUAGGUUCUGUUGCUUUUUGUGUUUUGCCAAGCAUGUCCCUUGCCCCAAAACUAAAGAACAAACAUUUAUUUUAAAAAUACAAGCUUUAAAUAAAUUAUAUACUUUAUAAUAAUCAGUGGUAACAAUUUAGAGACCCUUGGUAAAUUAAAGGUUGCAUUAUUUCUAUUUAGAAAUUUUUUUCCUAACUAUUCUGGGUUUUUGUACUUUAAAGCAGGUGGUAGAUUUCACUGGUCUCUGAGGUAACAGCAGCAAUUAUUAAGAAUAUAUAGGAAAGUCCAGUGACCAGUCAUUUUGUGUGCAAAUAAAAUCAGUGGUCCUGUGUCUCCAGAACCAUAUGAUUGUCAGCUGCUUUCUCUGUUAAUGAGUCCGUAUGGCGACAUACACAAACUCACAGUUGACUUCUGCUAGUCCGACUCCUUGAUGUUUUGACGUCAGCUAACAUAUGGCCAGUUUGCUCUUUCUCCACCUGUUAGAAUCAGUAUUAGUUCUUUCAUAAAUAAUGCAGUGAUAGAGAGUAUUCCUUUUCUGACGUGUGUCCUGUUAACUACUCAAAAGUAAGGCUUCCAUGCUAUCCAGCUUACCACAGCAGAUGCCCUGGUACUUACUAACAUACUCCAACUCCAUCUCCCCCUAACUCUAAAGAAAUUACUUCAUCCAAAGAAUUUGGGAACCUAAGUAUGCAUUUCAGUUUUUCCUUUGAAAAAGGGCAAUGUGCAUUUUUCUCCUCAAUUUCAUCUGCCCUAGGCACUGUGAACACUGUGUCCUGCUAAUGUUCAAUUGAGUAACCCUGUACCCUGAAACUCCUGAUGGAAAUCUUAGAAAUGAAUCCAUACCACCCUUAAUUUUAGUUUUAUUUGAAAAGGACUCCAUUUUUAAUAGCGCUUAAAAUACUCCCAAAAGGAAUGAAAUUGAGAAUAAAGUCUUUUAUUUUAUACUAUGUAGAAAGCAAUGGAGUACAAAGAGCUAUUAGAGGUGUGUUCUUAACAAAUGAAUGCCUGUACCGGAAGCAGCCAUGCCAUGACGGUGGAUCACUGAUGGCCUCCUCAUACAGAGACAGUGGCGUUGAUCAGAAAUGGAGUCAUCUGCUAAUUCGGUUUAAAAGUCAUGCAUGUCAUGUGGGCUUUGUGUCUCCAGCACCCUAUUAUUAGACUCCUGAAACAAACUGCUUGAUGUUACGUUCAGGGGACACUGUGGUUCCCUAGUUUCUGUAGAACUGAGUCAUACAGAAGCACAUUAGCAGUGAAUUGGAGGGUAACAAAAGAAUUUUGGAGAUGACAGAGAGGACUUGGGCCUUGGCAGCAGGAACAGGGCACUGGGUAACUCACGUGACCUUUCCAUCCCACUAUGCCUCCACUUCCUGUCACUUUGCAUCAUUUAAGAAUAGUUCGUUAUACCCAAAUUUGAUUUUCCAAGCGGUAACUACAGAGAUUGCUUAUUCUAAGAAAAAGAAUUUAGAAAUAACACUAUCUGUGACAUUAUUAUAUUAAGCCCCUGGGAUUCAGAACUGAAGUGAUUACACUAUUUCGUAAAUAUGUUUUAGGUUGUCAUUCUAAACUACUUUAAUAAAAUUUGCCUCCCUCUGAAUAGAUACUUCUUACUGUAAACAAAAUGCUCUGGUGUCUAAAAUUAAGAUACUUCUUAGACUAAAAAAGUUGAUCAUGUUGAAUCUUGAUCUCCCUCGACUACAGAAACCAGACUUUUCUCUAGUCUAAUAAACCGGUAUCAUUACUGACCAGGUGAAAAUAGAAAUUCAGAUUGGAUUUUAAAAAUGGUAAUCUGCUUUUUUCUCCUUGGUCUAAUUGGUUUUUGCUGGUCAUUCACUUAAACAUGGGUUUCUGCAUUUUUUAUUUCAGUCAUGAUAUUAAAUCUUAAAACUCCCA